Messenger RNA from Schistocerca gregaria, 2396 nucleotides. RefSeq names its product kanadaptin-like. The record is from RefSeq and is a predicted model, not a curated record. Bases 1124 to 1960 code for a protein of 278 amino acids. NCBI's taxonomy places the organism in Eukaryota, Metazoa, Arthropoda, Insecta, Orthoptera, Acrididae. The transcript is spliced from 8 exons.
AAUUCAUCAAAUGCUUCAUGAGUGAGUUUUUUCAUUCCCUGCUAAUUAUUGUUGGAGUGCCUGCAACAUUAAGGCCAUGGCUGAAUAGUUAUUCCAGUUUUGGAAACACAAGGAACACCUUACCCAGUUAAGUGGCUUUCUUACCAAUGGAUGCAAUAUUGUUUCAGAAUUGAGAUAAAAUUUCACAUUUCACCUACCUUCAUUUGAAGAAAUAAAGGUAAACCAUUUACCAUAUAGGUGAGGUCUAGAGUGGAUAAAAGUGAAGAAGAGUGGAAAGCUUGCUAAGCUUUUGGAUAAAUGUAUUUUGUCAGAGCUAAUGAAACACACGUGUGUGACUACAUUGUCUUUACCAGAAAGUUUUAAAAUUAAGUCUUCAAGUGUUCUCUUCUUGCCACUCUGUCUUUGUGGGUUGAACAGUGCACUGUGGAUGAAUUUGUUUGUUUUUAAUUUUUGUAGGUGAGGAUGCAGAUGAAGAAACAGAUCUUUCUCAAAACCCUUAUGCUGCUGCACCAAAUGAAGAUCUGUAUAUUGAUGAUCCUAAGAAGACCUUACGUGGAUGGUUUGAAAGAGAAGGAUAUGACUUGGAGUACAAUGUGGAAGAGAAAGGGUUUGGGCAGUUCCUGUGCACAGUGGAGCUUCCAAUUGGGAACGGAAUGAUUGCUGAGGCUCUUGUGAAGGGUAAAAAGAAAGAGGUUGUGGUGCAGUGUGCUCUCGAAGCUUGUCGUGUUUUGGAUCCCUUCGGAAUGUUACGCCAAGCUACUCACGCCUAAGGCUGCUUCAGAAUAUGUCUAGAGUCAUCAAGUGUGAGAGUUCCUGUCAGUAAAGUUCUACAAGUUGUACAUCCAUGCAAAUGCUGAGAACAUUUUCUGAGUCCAUGAGGAGCUUGAAGACACCCAAAACAUUUGGUAGUUCAUGCUGCUAAACUACCAUACUGUGAUGGCAGGCAUUGAAGGUGGUGCCGGGUGCCUCAGCUUGGGGCCAAGAAUCAUUCCACAGGCUGUUGAAAAUAAAUGAGAGCAGAAAACGAAAAGCUAAGAAUUGGGAGGAAGACGAUUUCUAGGACAGUGAUGAAGACACUUUCUUAGACAGAACAGGAGCCGUUGGAAAGAAAAGGCAACAGAGGAUGCAGGCAGCCGGUAAAGUGCAACAAGAAGCGGAGACUUAUGAUCCAUUGCUCAAGAAGUACAAUGAAGUUCAGCAACAGAUAAAAGAAAUGGAAAAAAAGUACAUCAUAGCAGCGCAGAAACUUUCUCAUAAUAGUGGUGAUUCCGUGGAUAAUGAUGAUGAUGAUGAUGAUGAUAAUGAAGAUGCUCUGGAUGCAUACAUGACACAGUUGUCAUCUGGUAUUGUUGAUAAAAAAGCUGUGUCCAAUUUGAAAAUUCAAUUACAGUCACUCAGGAGUGAGGGUGAUCACUUGCGGAAAUUGGUGAAUAUUGCAAAGCCGGCCAGCUUGCCCGAACUUGUCCCUAGUGAAGAGCUAUCAAAACUGCAGACUAGCAACAGAGUUGCAUUAGUUGCCGCAGUCAAAAGAAAAGUAAAGGACGUACAGAUGAGCAAGAUGUCCCAUAAAAUAAUACCAGAUGUUGAUUCAAAGUUGGAAGGUGUAGAAGAACAGGAAGAGGAAGAGGAUGAAGAGGAAGAGCAAGAACAGAAAGAAGCAGACAAAGAAGAACAAAAUAAUCGAAAGAGAAAUCAAGAUACAGGUGGAAAUCGUGGCCAAAGAACAGUAAAACAAUCUGAACAGGAAGCUGUGUCAUUAAAUAGUCGUGGGGAGAAAAGAGAACAGCUUCACACAGAAAAGAAACCAUGUACUCUAGAUGACAGCAGUGUUAUUGGGAAAAUGGCACAGAAAAUGGACUAUGAUUACGAUGAAUCCAACCCAGAUUAUUCAGUUUGGGUUCCCCCAGAAGGCCAGACAGGUGAUGGUCGUACAAAGCUCAAUGAAAAGUAUGGGUACUAGAUUGAUUCCUGCCAUGAGUGAAAAGUUAUCAAAACGUGCACAGUUUUCCUCCCAAUGUAUAUGCACUUCAAAGUACGCUGUGAUAGUGCAUGUGUUACCUGUUGACAUACCUUGUUUGUGAUUCUGGAGCAGUUAUUUUCCCUUUCACAGAUAGAUAAUAAUUUGACAGUCUUCCUUUACUUGUAAUGAAGAAAUAAAUAAAGCAAGGGAAAGGUAAACAGCACUUCUGAGUGAGAUGAAUUUAUUAUUUGUAACUACAGUGAUGCUAAAUUGGUACCGACAUUUAUGAAAUGACAGACUUCACAUUGACUUUGUUUCAUUGGAAUUAUAAACAUUGGGGUAAUUAUCAUGCAUGAAAAUUUUUGUUGCUUUUCUUUAUUUGUAAGAGUAUGCAUAACUGAGAUUAAUAAACAGAUAAGUGGUUAAAGAGGAUAAA